Molecule: messenger RNA, 6894 nt
Organism: Anarrhichthys ocellatus (wolf-eel)
Lineage: Eukaryota; Metazoa; Chordata; Actinopteri; Perciformes; Anarhichadidae
Product: ubiquitin carboxyl-terminal hydrolase 19
Exons: 21
Coding region: 584-3871 (1095 amino acids)
Biological process (GO): protein deubiquitination
Molecular function (GO): cysteine-type deubiquitinase activity
Source: RefSeq, a predicted model, not a curated record
UUACAAGGCGCACUGUCGUUUUUUGAGAAAAUUAAAGGCUUUUAAGUGCGCCUUAUAGUGCGGAAAAUACGGUAGUUGUUGAAACCCUGCCAGAGGUGAAGAAUUCCUCGCUCCUAGGUAUUCACUUAGUCUCCAGUGCCGCCGAGGCCCGAGAGAGUGCCAAUCGUUCUCUGUAGGAUUUGAGGUUUAAUUUCUCUUUUUCCGGAUUCAGGUGGCAGAGAAGCCAAACCAGUCGUCGGACAGCUGUGGAGCAACAGCACAUGGCAGCGAUAGCCAACCAGCAGCUCCAGUCAGCACCUGCGAUCGCCUCGAACCUGUCGGCUUCAACGACGUAGAGGCCUCUGCCGCUUCUCUAGAGACACGGGGAGAUAAAACUGACUCUGAGCCAGAGGAGAAGCCUGUCGAGCAGGAAGCGGAGCAGGAUACUCCGAUCUGCCAGCAGCUUGAAUCAAGAGAGGCAGGUUCGACGCCAGCCGUUGGCGUGGCUGCCAUACAAAGCCAGUCACCCGGUCUUGCCCAGAGGCAGGGCAGCUGUGACGGAGAGGAGAAGCAGGACCAGUCGAAGGCGGAGCCUGCUCUGGAAAUGAAAGAACAGGAAGUCCCAGAGCCGAUGGUUAACUUGCAAGUUGUGAAGAAUGACUCGUACGAGAAGGGCACCGACCUGAUGGUGGUUAAUGUUUACAUGAAGGGGAUCUGCAGGGACACGGCGAGGGUCAUCUUCAGGGAACAGGACUUCACCCUCAUCUUUCAGACGAGUGACACUAACUUUCUGCGGCUUCAUUCAGACUGUGGACCAAACACAGUCUUCAAGUGGCAAGUCAAACUCAGGAACCUGAUCCAGCCUGAGCAGUGCAGCUACUCCUUCACCCCGUCCCGAUUGGACAUCACCCUGAAAAAGAGGCACAGCCAGCGCUGGGGGGGUCUGGAGGCCCCCGCCCCACAAGGUGCAGUGGGUGGCGCCAAGGUUGCUAUUCCCUCCAGCCCUUCCUGCAUGGAGAAGAGCCAGCCAGGCAGUAGCCAGCACAGCUUGCCAGCCAAGGAGGAGCCUCCGAGGGUCGGGGAGGAGAAACCCAAGCCCCCUAAGGCCUCAUCCAGAGUGGAGGAUUGCGGUCUGGAUAAUGUGGCUCCUCGCAAUGUCUCAGAGCAUGUUGCCAUCAGCAAGCCAGAGCCCCCUGUUACCACGCCUAAACCUACCUGCAUGGUGCAGCCCAUGACCCAUGCACUCCCUGCCAGCAACGAGCGCCAUGAAGAAGAGGAGGAGAAGAAGGUGUGCCUGCCUGGUUUUACAGGAUUGGUAAACCUCGGCAACACCUGCUUCAUGAACAGUGUCAUCCAAUCCCUGUCCAACACCAGAGAACUCAGGGAUUACUUUCAUGAUCGAGCAUUCGAGGCAGAAAUCAACUGCAAUAAUCCGCUGGGGACGGGAGGCAGGCUAGCCAUUGGCUUUGCUGUGCUGCUCAGGGCCCUUUGGAAAGGAACACAUCAUGCCUUCCAACCCUCAAAACUCAAGGCAAUUGUGGCCAGCAAAGCCAGUCAGUUCACAGGUUACGCCCAGCACGAUGCCCAGGAGUUCAUGGCUUUCUUGUUGGACGGGCUCCACGAGGACUUGAACCGCAUCCAGAAUAAACCUUACACGGAGACGGUGGACUCUGACGGGCGGCUUGACGAGGUGGUGGCUGAGGAGGCGUGGCAGAGGCACAAGAUGAGAAAUGAUUCCUUUAUAGUGGACCUCUUCCAAGGCCAGUUCAAGUCCAAGCUUGUCUGCCCCAUAUGCUCCAAGGUGUCUAUCACCUUUGACCCUUUCCUCUACCUGCCUGUGCCCUUGCCACAGAAACAAAAGGUGCUCUCAGUUUUCUACUUUGCCAAGGAGCCUCAUAAAAAACCCGUCAAGUUUUUAGUGAGUGUGAGCAAGGAGAACUCCAGCACUGCUGAAGUCCUCGAAUCCAUCUCCAGGAAUGUCAGGGUCAAACCAGAGAACCUCAGACUGGCAGAGGUGGGGAAGAACCGCUUCCAGCGCAUGUUCUUGCCGUCCCAUUCCCUGGACAUGGUGUCCUCCUCCGACAUGUUGUUCUGCUUUGAGGUGCUUUCUAAAGACAUGGCCAAAGAGAGGGUGGUAGUGCUCCGAGUGCAGCAGAGACUUCAGGUCCCUAAUAUCCCCAUCUCAAAGUGUGCCGCCUGCCUGAAGCCUCCAGUGUGUGAGGAAGACAAGCUGAAGCGGUGCACUCGCUGCUACCGUGUGGGCUACUGCAAUCAAGUGUGUCAGAAGACCCACUGGCCCAAUCACAAGGGUCUGUGUCGACCCAACACGGAGAACGUGGGCCUGCCCUUCCUGAUCAGCGUGCCGGAGUCCCGGCUCUCCUAUGCCCGUCUCACCCAGCUACUAGAGGGUUACUCCAGGUUUUCCGUCAACGUGUUCCAGCCUCCUUUCCAGUCGGGCAGGACAUCCCCCGAAACAUCCCAGUGCCGCGUUGACCUCCCCCCAAUGCCAGCAGGCACUCCUGAGGGUCUUGGGCCAGGAGAUGAGGCCGUGGGUGGUAGUGGUACUGUUGGAGCCGGUGAACUGGAGGCGGUGAGUCCUUCUCUGCUGCCUGAAGCAGAGUAUGCUCAGGCCUCGGCCCUCCUCUCUGGGGACUCGGACUCCCUCUCCUCCUCCCAGACGUCCCUCUCCACCACGCGAACUGCCGAUUCUGGAUUUUCUGAGACAAUCUCCUCCCCCUCCUGCUGUUCUCUGGACCCUCAUGCUGAAAAAGAGACGUCAUGUGAGAAGGCGGUGCGACCAGAAGCUGCAGUAACGGGGUAUCAGCAUCCAAGUGAAUCAGCAUCAGGUCAUGCCAUUCAGUUCUACAUAGCUGUGCUGGACUCAGACAACAAGGAGCAGAGGCUGGAUGAGAGAGAGGACCUUCUGGGGGACCUCCCCGAGGACACAAAGCUGGAGCUGGUGUGGAAAAACAACGAGCGUCUGAAGGAGUACGUCCUGGUGAGCUCCAAAGAGCUGGAGUACGAGGAGGACCCUGGCUCUCUGAGUGAGACAGCCAGAGCGGGACACUUCACCCUGGAGCAGUGCCUCAACCUCUUCACAAGGCCAGAGGUGCUGGCACCAGAGGAGGCAUGGUACUGUCCAAAGUGCCAGCAGCACCGAGAGGCCUCCAAGCAGCUGCUGCUGUGGCGUCUGCCCAACGUUUUGAUCAUCCAGCUCAAACGCUUCUCCUUCAGGAGCUUCAUCUGGAGAGACAAGAUCAACGACAUGGUUGACUUUCCUGUCAGGAAUCUGGAUCUCAGUAAAUUCUGUAUUGGCCAGAAGGAUGAGAUGCAACAGCCCCCUGUCUACGACUUGUAUGCUGUCAUCAACCACUAUGGAGGAAUGAUAGGAGGCCACUACACGGCCUACGCUCGGCUGCCAAGUGACAAGAACAGCCAGCGCAGUGAUGUUGGCUGGCGUCUGUUCGAUGACAGUACGGUGACCAUGGUGGAGGAGAGUCAGGUGGUGACGCGCUACGCCUACGUCCUGUUCUACCGACGACGAAACUCACCCGUGGAGAGGCCGCCGCGCUUCCUCAGGCCCGAGUCACCCACUUCUGCAGGAGCUACUGCCAGCCAGGCCUCUCUAAUUUGGCGGGAACUGGAGGAAGAAGAGGAGGGUCUUGACGAAGGCCCCCGCGGACUGUCCCGCUCGGCGCCGCGGAGGCGUCAGACGCCGAGGGACCGAGCCGAGGGAGACGAAGGGUCGGUGCGACGGCACCGCAAGCAGAAGACGUCGGACUAUCCCGACGACGACUGUGUGCGCUAUUUUGUUCUGGGCACCUUGGCAGCCGCGUUUGCCCUGUUCAUCAACUUGGUCUACCCUCUGCUUAGCAAAUCCAACUGGACCUGAGCGGGGGCUCGUGUGUGACUUUCAUUCAGAAGUAUGAAUGUGAGGUUUGAUAGGAACAUUUGGAAGAGGCACUUUAAAGUUUAACACGUAACCGCUCCUCUUAUGGAACAAACGAGUGAGUCAUCCGUCGGUCUUCAGCGAGGAGAAUGAUUCUACACAACACUACAUCACUUUAAGCGUUUGUAUAACUUUAGAUGGCUUAACCCUUUAAAAUACUUUGGGCACUACUAGGGAUGCACCAAUCAGACCGUUUCAGUCCUGAUACCGAGUACCGAUCCCUCACCAGAGUUUAAUAUAUGAGCUGUAUGCCUCACUGUGUGGAACAGACUGGCAUCGUUCUUUAUAUGCGUCAGGCUUAAAUUAAGCAUUGAUAUCCUAAGUUUGUAAAACAAAAUGUAACGAAUACAUACAUAGAUGUAUAUGUACUGAAUUUUUAUUAAUACCAUAAAUUGUACACAAGCUAUUUUGUAAAAAAUGAAAUAAAAUCGUCAAAUGUAAAAGGAGUUAAAAUUCAAGUUUAACCCUUUUUAAUGAAGCAACACAUUGGUGAAGUGUCGGUAUCGGUGCGUCCCUACGCAAUACAUUCCACUGAGAAAAUGUUUCAGUUAAAGCUGCAGUACAAUUAUACCAUCAGCACAGGGUACAGUGUAAACUAUUCACAUCACUGCGUCUAUGCAUUGAAUUGAAUUGUUUCCGGUUUAUGUGUGCUUUUCAACAAGUUUGCAGGUUUUUUUUGUGUCGCGUUUUUGGAAAUAGUUCUCAGAUGAUGAGCUCUGACAUCCUUACAGUUAGAUUAUUCCACGUGGGGUGGUAAGAGGUUCUUAUCCAUAGUCGGUGUAUUACCACACACGGAAGCAAAGCAAUGUACUGCUGUGGACGUGGGCAGCAGCAAAACAUAUGUUAGCUACCAGUUAAGAUGUACAACAGCCCUUUUACAAAGGGAACUGAAGCCAUUAUAUCCAUCUAUGCUCUCCUCAAAGACACCGGAGUCCUUUGGCAUACAGUACACAGUCACUUUACCAGGUAGAACACAGGAGGUGUUGGUCUACAUCCGCCUCAACCUGUUUGUGUGACUUUGUUGAAUAAGAACAUAAGAAACAUCAAAGUCACACAGCAACACAAACUAGCUACUAACCUGCUAGCAACUCCAGAGUUCUUUGAGGUAAAUACUGUUGUUGUCAAAGGAGUCCAGUAGAUAACAUCUUCAGUUACGUUUAGCUGCUGCCUCUGUCCUCAGCACUUGAUUGCUUCUGUGCUGUGCUGGUGUUUCUGUCUGCUUCUUCAAGCUGGGGACAUGCUGACAGUCACCUACUGUUGAUAAUACACUUCCUGUAGAUGAGUACCCCAUACAACCCAUAAUGCAAACUAUCCCUUUAAUCCCCUACACUAAUAUGUAACCACCGAGCUGUAUUUUUAUUCACUUUAGAAACCUUAGUUUGACAAAAAACAAAUCUUAACUCCAUUUCCCAGAAGGCAGUGAGUUGAGGUUGAAAAGCUGGUUGAAAGCUCCGGAAGAGGCUAACAAAUGGACCUUUUUAGUUGAGACUAUUUUCCUGAAACAAACCGUAUAGUUGUACAGUAAUGUAUCUGACAAAUGACAACAUUUGAGUCCAAAGGGGAACUGAUGAAGCCAGUGUCAAAGGCCUCCUUUUGUUUUAUUUGCACUACACUUUAAAGAGAAUGAAAUAAAGACGACACGUUGAGUGGAGUAUGUGAGAAGAGGCACUUCAGCUGUGACUCCUUUCAAACGUUCUUUCAUGAAGCGAAGAGAACUCUUGUCAUUUUUGUGUGACCAAUGGCUGUUGCCUUUUUUAUGUCUUUAAAUUAUACAGAAAGCGGUUUAUGGGCCUUAGAGUUGCUGUUUGCCUGCAGCCACCGUCAUGUUUUUAAAAGGUCUAAUAUGUACUGCAGUUCACUGUAUUCUGUUUGUUCUUUUGUCUUUAUUUUCCAUGAUGUCGUUAUAGAAAUGCCUGUCAAAGUCAGUGCUUUUAGUUGCUUUUCAUGUUGCAUCUCGAAGCCAUAGCCAUAGGUGAGGAUUUAUUAUUAUCAGGAUGAAAUGUCGUAAACAACUUAUGUUUUUUUUAAGUCCUACAUAAGAUGAGAAAUGUACCGACAAUGCAGUCUUAAACUAGGAGCGUGCAAAUAUUAAGGAAUUACCGUCCACCUCUGAAUGUAAUGGUUUUCAAUGUUUCUCUGUUCAGACAUUCUUUAUUAGUGAUGUAAUGUUGUGGAUGAUUUUAUUGAUCGGCAGUUUGAAACAAGUUAAAACACCAUCAGACUUUAAGUCUUAAAGGCUUCCUGAGACUCCAAACUGUCUGUAGAUCCUGUUUUCCUGAGUGUGUGUGUGUGUCUCAGGGAAAUCCUCCUGGCAUCGAGGCGGCGUAGAGCGACCUGCGUUUGCCUUAAAUGCUCUGCAAAGCUCAGAGCACCGUCUGACUGUGUAUACUUGACUCAGAUAUAUGCAAGGUUCUUUAUGAGAUAUGGCUUUGUACUCGACAUACGCUGCUUAGUAAACUAUGAAAUGUCACUGUCCCCAACACAAACAGCAGUAGUGGAAUCAACCGAUGUUAGACUCUGUCCAGACGGGUGUAGUUCAACUAACUCAAAGGGGUUUCUGUUUUUCAACCUGUAAAUGCUGUGGGGGUUUUGUUGAGCUGACUGGAUUUAAAUGGAACGGACUGAAGAAUGAAACUGUGUGUGUAGUCUGCUAUGAACUGUUAAUGGUUAAGAGUGACUUGUUUUUAAUCAGGAACUUAUUUACUGAGUUGUUAAUUGCAAGUACACUAUUUGAAGGAAACAUUUUAAUUUCCCUGCAAUAAUGUAUCUAGAUUCCUCCAUCUAAAUGCUGCUUUCUGAGAUAUAUAUCUAUAUCUAUAUCUAUAGAUAGAUAGCAUUGUACUCCUUUUAGAAAUAAAAUCUCCAUCUGUUUAUAGUCUGUAUGCAUGUUAUUUAUCAUUUUCUCCAAACAGAAACUCUCCCAGAAGACUAACCCAGCGACAUCUAUCAUUAACCAUGGUUUAUUU